Acanthochromis polyacanthus (spiny chromis) is the source of this 3103-nucleotide messenger RNA. RefSeq names its product KH homology domain-containing protein 4-like. Gene Ontology annotation, cellular component: nucleus. Bases 120 to 1904 code for a protein of 594 amino acids. Gene Ontology annotation, molecular function: RNA binding. Lineage: Eukaryota; Metazoa; Chordata; Actinopteri; Pomacentridae. The record is from RefSeq and is a predicted model, not a curated record. The transcript has 14 exons.
GACAAGUCGUCAGAAGAAGUCGCCGGCGCCAGACAGAAAAGACCGAUGGCUGCGGUCUUUCAGCGGCAACUAUAUUAGAAACUGUUUUAAUUCUAUUGCAGCUUGAGUGGAGUAGUGCUAUGUCUUCGGGAAUGACUGGACAAACACCGUGCCUAACCAGCCGUUGGGAUCAGCCAGCCCAGCCUAAACAGAGUGUAGAUGUACGGCAGCAGAGGAGUAGUGAAAAUGCAGCACACCCUGUCUCUUUAUCAGGAGUUGUCAGCACUGCUGGGCCUAACAGUACUGGUUCCCGGCCACAAGAAACAGGAGAAAAGUCAGCAGCACCUCAGGGAGGAGGGGUUGAGAUGGCCGCAGCGAUGGCUGCUAAAAUUAAUGCCAUGUUAAUGGCAAAAGGAAAACUGUUGACUCCUCCACCGUUACUUGCUAAGACUCCUCCAGUUGUGCCUGUGCUGGCUGCUACAGAAGAGAUGGUGGUCACGGAGGUUGACAUAAAUGAUGUACCACUAAAUUGCCGGGAUCUUCUUACUAAAGGCAAAACACAGGAGGAGAUCCGACAGACUAGUGGUGCCGUCGUCUCAACAAAAGGCCAUUACAUGACUGACGUUGAAAAGGAAAGAGGAGGACAAAGACCUUUGUAUUUGCAUGUCCAGGGAAAGACCCAAGAGCAGGUCAAUAAGGCUGUGAUGAGGAUAAAGGAGAUCAUCUCUGAGGAUGUGCUGAGGGCCUCAGCAGCAUCAGGAGGACAACAUGUGCCUGUAAUGCCACCACUCACACUCUACCCCCAGCCUCCUCGACCCGUCAUUCCCACUCCGGUGCCACGGAUGCCCAACGCCAACCCAGUGCCAGGCCAGGGACAUCGACCUGCAGCUCCUCAUACAGGGAGUUUUGUGCACACAAAGAUUUUCGUGGGUCUGGACCAGGCGCUGCCUGGAUUCAACGUAAAUGAAAAAGUCGAGGGUCCAGGAGGUUCGUACCUGAGCCACAUCCAGACAGAGACGGGGGCUCGAGUCUUCCUCAGGGGAAAAGGUUCUGGCUACAUAGAGCAAGCAUCAAAACGAGAGUCUUUUGAACCGCUCUAUGUCUACAUCAGCCACCCAAACGCAGCUGGACUGGAGUCGGCGAAGAAACUCACUGAGAGUCUGCUGGAAACUGCGAGAGCUGAACAUGCCCGACUGGUGUCGACGUACACAGCCACAGGCUCAACACAACCAUACGCAGCGCAUGGAUUUCCACCUAAUAGCAAUUACUCUAACCAGGGGUCCUGGUAUAACUACCCAGCAAAUGGGUAUGCUGGCGGCUAUUCAGCGUACCCAGGAGCCGGUGGUUAUUGGAGUAAUGCAAAUGGUCCCCCAAGUCAUUCUAACAUGUCGACAAACCCUCCAUCUUCUCAGGCAAUGGUUCAGUAUCCGGUGUGUCCUAGGAAACCGCAUCCCUAUCUUGUCCAGGAUCCAGGCAGCAGUGCGAGCGUGGAGCCUGAUGGAUCUUUAAACAGCCCCUCUGACUCAGGAAGUCCCAAGCGUCAUUUCCAUGAGGGGGCUAAGGACGAACAGCCGACCAGCAGCUCGCCAGAGGGUCCUGCUCAUCGGGAGUCCACUCCUCCUCCGUCCAGCGUCGGAGAGGAGAAAGUAGUCGAAAGGAUUCUGAUGCCUCCACCGCCGCCUCCCUUCGUGGCUCCUGCCCCUGUUGCACGCAAAAGGCCGAGGGAUGCAGUGACGGACGAUCCAGCUCCUCUGUCCAGCAGCGUCGCAUCAAUGGAUGUUCAAGAGGAGGUGUGGGAGAAGAAGCCUAAAGUGGAUGAAGAUUCAUCAGGACUAGUGCCGUAUGGAGGAGAUUCCUCCGAUGAUGAUGAUGAUGAUGAUGAUGAAGAGGAGGAGACACACAGCAGUAAGACAGAUAACUCAUAACCUCUGCCCUGCCCCAUCCCCACUGUCCAGGAUACUCACAGACCCAAAGUCUACAUCCAGUAUAUCGAGACACUUCUCAAACUUAAACCACAUAGAAGGAAAAGUCCACCCUCAUAUUACCAUACAGUUUUGCCAUGUUUUAUGCUAUUUACUACAAAAAAACCAAAUAUAUUUUGACUGAUAUGCUUCCAAAUGAAAUGUAUUUUUCUUUCUUCCAAGCUGAUAUGAUUUUUUUAUCCAUCUCUAUAAGGCUCUUUGGGUCACUUCUUUGAAAUCUCUGGUAAUACUUCAAGUACUGAAAUCCAUUUGAAUGCUUCAAAGACAGCAAAGAUACAAAAAAGUGCAGGUUCAUAGUCUUAAAGUACAUGAUUGAUAAGCAGUCUGACCAUGCAAGAAAUACUGUGACCAGGUUUUGUAGCUUCAUUGGACUCUUAAGAAAAAUAUGCUUUUGUUUUCUUGUCUCUUUUGUAGUUUUUGCUUUAUAUGACUAUGUUUAAGUUAGUUUUUUUUUUUAAUGCGUCUCCCAGAAAACCUUUCUUUAAUCCCCGACACGAGAUGUGUGUUGGUUUUAGUUAAAGGUGAGCUCAUUUAAAUUUGUUCCUACCCCUUUAUUAAAUGUAAAUAUAGAAAUAUAGAUGCCAACUGCUUCAGUGCUGUUGUGCUUUUUUGUUUGUAGUCACAUGACUUAAAAUGCCACACUUCUUGAGGCAAUGUGUCAUUUGGAAAUUCUAAAAAAUUCUUUUCUGCAAUGUUGAUCUCUCUGAUAUUAUUUCUGUUUUGUUUGUUUUUUUAAUUUAUUUACUCUAGAAUCUAAAGUGUGCACUUCCCAAUAUUAGAAAUAAUAUCUGUUAACAAUAACAUUCACCCAAACGGAUCCAGAAAAGUAAAGCACAUCAUCAGUAGCCACUUUGAACAGUGUGGGAGUAUUCAGGGUGGACUUUUCCUUUUUAAACAUGUGAAUACGACUGUAUAAUAACUACAAAUUAAUUUUGUUUUUCUUGAAAUACUUUUAUUUCUUUUUUUUUCAAUGCAGUUUUUGUUAAUCGAAAUCACGCCCCUUAUUUCCCCUUUUGAACACCAACACCUGGACUGCUGCAGUUUAAAUACAUAUUGUACAAUUCAGUGAAACCUUUUCUUAUCUUGGAAAAUGGUGUAUGCCUGUUCCCAUGGAAUACUAUAAUAAAAACAACUGAAAUUAA